AUGGUGGUGGUGGUAGCAUUAGGAGAGAAUGGAAAGGGUCUGCGUGCUGGGGGUGAAACAGAAGGAGAAUUUGCCAGUGGAGCCGAGCGAGUGGCAACGAGGCGUCGUGUGCGUGUGUGGUACCUGUCAGCGCGUGAAAAGGCGAAGAGCGAGACGCGAUUCGUGGCGGGCGCUGGCGGCCAAGGCGGCGCUGGAAGGAUUGCGUUCCUGACUACUGGCACAGGGUGGGUGGGAUGUGGGAUGAGGUCGAGAUCGAGGUCGAGGUCGAGGUCGAGGUCGAGGCCGGCCGUGGCAGCCAUGACAGCCAGCUUCGCCCUCUUGAACUCAGCUCGACGAUGGUGGUGGAGAGGGCACGACUGGGGACAGGAUAGGGUGGACAGGGAUGGCGGUUUUGCAGUUGCACAUGGAAGUAGGAUCAGACGCGGUACAUUACAUAUGUACAUGUGUAUAUAUGUACUAUGCAUGAACGGAUUCAAUAUACACGUGUACUACCAUGCGUAUCGACGAGCUGCCAGUGCCAGUGCCAGUGCCAAUGCCGAUGCCAAUGCUCUUCGCACUCUACUACUCUUCCCCACACCGCCAUGGCAACACAUGUUUCCAGGGUCGCGAAAAAGGCCCAGCUGCAAAUCCCGUGCACAGACGGCGAUCACCAAGAUGCCCUGUCUGUGCGCGCUAGUCCGCUUGUGGACGUCACUUGACCCGCCCGCCCAAAGCGUGCACAUCCUUCAUGCCAAUCCCAACCUCACCCUCACGCCCCUCGUCAUCCACCACGCGCCCUCUGCCAAGCCGCUGCGGGUGAUGCGCCGCCAGUCCAAGGUUCACGCCUCCCACCAGCCCGGUGCACCGCCGGCCUGCCUGGUGCCGCCAAAAGCCCAACCGCCAGAGCAGCACACCGACACCACUCGCCCGCUCCAGCGUCGCCCACAGGCACACCCGCCUGUGGCCUCGUCGCCCGCCCUCCUAGACGACCUCGUCGCUCUGCUCUACUGCUGCUACUGCUACACCCACUGUUACUACACACUACUCUCGCUGGUCUACUACACUACUAUCCACAUCCCACUCUCCCCCUCCCCCCCCCAGCCAGCCAGCCCCGCCAACCACGCGCAACUGUGUGAAACAUGGUAG
This is a messenger RNA of Bipolaris victoriae FI3, 1125 nucleotides long. RefSeq lists its product as hypothetical. Lineage: Eukaryota; Fungi; Ascomycota; Dothideomycetes; Pleosporales; Pleosporaceae. Bases 1 to 1125 code for a protein of 374 amino acids. The transcript is spliced from 6 exons. The record is from RefSeq and is a predicted model, not a curated record.